This is a messenger RNA of Linum tenue, 397 nucleotides long. The record is from the annotation of a GenBank genome assembly. Lineage: Eukaryota; Viridiplantae; Streptophyta; Magnoliopsida; Malpighiales; Linaceae.
AUGAUAGUUACACCUGACGCCGGCGAUGAUGAUGACGGCGGCGAAGAAGAAAGUCAAAGAGUGGCGGUGGAAAUGAAGCAGCUUCCGACCGGCGAAGAGGACAACCCCAAAGCCGACAGCUGGGAUUUGUUUUUGGUUGCUGUGUGUCUUGUAGUUUGUUUUGGGCUUGAAGUGGUGACCAAAUUGUUAGAACAAGCUGGGCCACCAGAUCUGACUAGUGCCAACAAAGAAUGAAGUUUGCAGAUUCUGCUUUUUAUGUAUAAUGUAUAAUAAUAUAGUAAAUUUUCUUUCGAACCAACCCAUGUGUUAUUAAUCAUCAUUUAUGCUCUUAUUAUAAAAUGUAAUCGUUCUUGUAUGUUUAGACAAACAUUUGAUAAUAAAGCUUGGCUCUUUUAAU